AUGAAUGAACUGAUAAUAAGUGAAAGCUCUACGUUGUCUCCUAUAGACCGGCAUCGGGUGUUGCUGGAAGUUCAUGGCUUUCAUCCUCGAACAACCGAGCCCAGUGGCCCCAUCGUCGACACCUUGCUAGAUCGGAUACGGAAACAAGCCUCGAUGGUCCGGAAUAGGAAAGCCUACAACAAAGCCCUCUUCCUCAAUCCUAGUUACACCGAUAGUCCAUCCUUCCUUAUGAUGUUCCUCCGUUCCGAAAACUUUAAUCCAAUCAAGGCCGCUCAUCGGAUUGUCCUCCAUUUUGAAACCAAGCUGUCUCUUUUUGGAAUGGACAAGCUAGCAACAAAAAUAACACACGAUGACCUGUCCGGUGACGAUAAGCUCGCUUUAUCAACGGGGGCGAUACAGGUUUUACCAGUAAAAGACCGGUCCGGUCGAACAAUCCUCUACGAAACCGCAAGAUCUCUUGGGUAUCGGAGCAUCCAAAGUCAGCUCCGGGUGCAUUGGUACAUGCUGAUGUCUGUCAUCGAAACCAGUGAUCCGGAUGCACAAAAGGAGGGGGUAGUUCGAGUAUUUUACAAUCUCGACUCGAAAGCUCACAACAUACUAUCACACAACGAAUUCAUACAAAAGGGAUCUAUCUUUUCAAGGGCUUUGCCCAUCAAGAAUAUGGGGCUGCACUUUUGUUACAACAGUGGUUCCUUGGUGCCGAUGCUUUCAGCUGUACAAUUGGCAGUUGGAGUAGAUGGCCGAUCGCGAUUGCGAGAUCACUUUGGAAACGAAGUACAAGUCAAGCAAAAGCUUGAAGAUUUCAAUAUACCAGCAUCAGCCCUCCCAUCAGUUUCCCACGAUGCUGUUUCCACUGACUACCUAGAUCAAUACCUCCUACGAAUAAAACAGGCGGAGGAAAAAGAAAGGAGUAUGACAAAUGGCGAAAUAAUGCAACCCCUUUCUCCCGACGUCAUUCUGGGAAGGGGUCGCCAUCAACAGGAACACCCAGGAAACCUACGAUUGGCACAGCUUGUAGACUCAAAGCGACAAGAAUAUUCCAAGCUUCGAAAACUAGAAAAGAGUCGCAUUAUCCGAGAGAUAGUGGAGCGAUACGAAUCUUCUGGUGGCCGCUUUGUGGAGCGAUAUGAGGAAAAAGGGACCAUGCAGUGGCGCGAAUCCAGCAGCGAUGCUCGGCGCGAAAAAGUCAGCCAACUAUUUAGAACAAAGACAACGCGCAAUAGCGAGUUCUUUGCAUAG
This is a messenger RNA of Cylindrotheca closterium, 1239 nucleotides long. Lineage: Eukaryota; Bacillariophyta; Bacillariophyceae; Bacillariales; Bacillariaceae. The record is from the annotation of a GenBank genome assembly.